AUGACAAUACGCUCCAGCGCCUUGAUCGCCUGCGCCCUUGCGGCUUCGUUGCCGGUUGCGAUGGAGGCACGCGCCCAGCAGACCAACGAGCAGCUAGCCGCGCGAUGCGCCGAACUCGGCGCGCUCUACGACCGUUACAAUACGCGCCGCAGCGAAGGUUCGGGCGGCCCCGACAUGACGCGCCUCGGGGCCGGCAUCGACUGCCAGAAGGGACGCUACCAGCAGGGCAUCAAGGCGCUGGAGGAUCUCCUGCAGCGCAGCCGGCUUGAAAUCGCGCCACAGCACGAUGCCGGAGGCAUUGUCGAGCGUCGUGCCGUCGAGCUGCUUCUUCAGUUCAUGCGCCGUCGGACGCCAGAUCAGCGUGCUCUCGCCGCUCGCUCCCGCGAAGCGGCCGGUCCCGCCGGUCAGCUUGAAGGUGCCGCGGCAGCCGACGAGCUCAUAGCCGGCACAGUCCCAUUCGCCCCACGCCGUGGCACCGUCGCCCGCCGUGAACGUGCAACCGCCCGACGCGCUGGUCUUGCGGCUGGCCUGGUCGAUCUUGGACGACAGCGCGCAACUCACACGCCCGGCCUGCUGGGGGCCGUCAUCGGUCUCGAUGAAAAGCGGACCAGCCAGGCUGGCCGCCACGACGACCUGCUUCUCGCCGGCGCGGACGAUCGUGCCGUUUGCACCGACGACCGCGAAGGCAUUGAAGGUGCCAGCCGCGGGAUCGGUGCGGCAAUGGUCCGCGAGCUGAGGAUCGGCGGACUCGACGUCUAUGCCGUCGCGCGCUCGGCCGACGACCUCACCGAACUGGCACAGGAGACCGGUUGCCGCCCUCUGGCGCUCGACAUCUCCCAUCGCGACGCCGUGCUGCAUGCGCUGGGGUCGCUCGACGCCGACGUGCUGGUGAACAAUGCCUCCGCCCCGGUGCGCGGCGGCGUCUCGUGGGAGACCCCGCCCGACGACAUCGACGUGCUGAUGGACGUGAACCUGCGCGGCACGCUCAACUGCCUUGCCGCCGUCGUGCCUGGCAUGAAGGCGCGCGGGCUCGGCCAUAUCGUCAAUCUCGGCUCGACCUCGGGCACCGCCCCCCUGCCCGGCAUGCCGGUCUAUGCCAUGACCAAGGCCGCCAUCCACAAUCUCAGCCAGACCUUGCGCCUCGACCUGCACGGAUCGGGCGUCCGGGUCAGCGAAAUCUCGCCGGGCCGCGUCGAAACCGGCGCCCAUCUCGGCCUGAUGGAGGAUCGCGAGGAGGGCCGCCGCCGCUUCUACGAAGGUUUCGAGACGCUGCAGCCGGGCGACAUCGCCGAGGCGGUCAUGUUCGUGCUGGGCGCGCCGCAGCGAAUGGACGUGAGCUUCAUGGAGAUCGUGCCGACCGACCAAUCGUACGGCGGCUCGCAAUUCCAUCGCCGCCGCUGA
Molecule: messenger RNA, 1401 nt
Organism: Ostertagia ostertagi
Lineage: Eukaryota; Metazoa; Nematoda; Chromadorea; Rhabditida; Trichostrongylidae
Source: the annotation of a GenBank genome assembly